GCUCAGCUCCAGCCUUUCCCGAAGCAGCCAAGCCGAGCUCUGAUUGACCAGUCCCCACCCAUCAGCAGCCAUGGUGCACUGGACCGACGAAGAGAAGCAGCUCAUCACGUCGACCUGGUGCAAAGUCGACCUGGGGGAAAUCGGCGCCGAAUCCCUGGCCUACUUGCUGGUGGUGUACCCCUGGACCCAGAGGUUCUUUGCCCACUUUGGGAACCUGUCCAGCGCCACCGCCAUCUGCGGCAACCCCAAGGUGCGUGCCCAUGGCAAGAAGGUGCUGACUUCCUUCGGGGAGGCCAUCAAGAACCUCGACAACAUCAAGAAGACCUUCUCCAGCCUGAGCGAGCUGCACUGCGACAAGCUCCAUGUCGACCCCGAGAACUUCAAGCUUCUGGGCGACGUCCUCAUCAUCGUCAUGGCCUCCCACUUCGGGAAGGACUUCACCCCCGCUGUCCACGCCGCCUUCCACAAGCUGGUCCGCGUGGUGGCCCACGCCCUGGCCCUCCGCUACCACUGAGCUGCCCCCCUGGCCCUGCAGCAACCCCCUCCCCGCCCAAUAAAAGCCGUCGUCUGCAGCCUCAA
This is a messenger RNA of Heteronotia binoei (common prickly gecko), 579 nucleotides long. RefSeq names its product hemoglobin subunit beta-2-like. The record is from RefSeq and is a predicted model, not a curated record. Gene Ontology annotation, cellular component: blood microparticle; haptoglobin-hemoglobin complex; hemoglobin complex. Gene Ontology annotation, biological process: oxygen transport; hydrogen peroxide catabolic process. Gene Ontology annotation, molecular function: oxygen binding; peroxidase activity; heme binding. NCBI's taxonomy places the organism in Eukaryota, Metazoa, Chordata, Lepidosauria, Squamata, Gekkonidae. The transcript is spliced from 3 exons. The coding region runs from base 71 to 514 and encodes 147 amino acids.